Molecule: messenger RNA, 1286 nt
Organism: Musa acuminata AAA Group (dessert banana)
Lineage: Eukaryota; Viridiplantae; Streptophyta; Magnoliopsida; Zingiberales; Musaceae
Product: protein-L-isoaspartate O-methyltransferase-like
Exons: 4
Coding region: 344-1042 (232 amino acids)
Biological process (GO): protein modification process
Cellular component (GO): cytoplasm
Molecular function (GO): protein-L-isoaspartate (D-aspartate) O-methyltransferase activity
Source: RefSeq, a predicted model, not a curated record
CGGAAGUCCGAUUCUUUUAUCUUUUCCCUUUUUCAUCCUUCUUCUCUUUAUUGUGUUUUGGGGGGUAAUCUCGUUCUUUUCUUUCUCGUUUUAUAUUUUAAUGUGUUAAAUUUUGGAUGAUCGGUCUUGUUGUGCUGAUUGGAAUCUGGUGUGUCUGCUUCGAGAGACAAAUAAAGGGGCUCUAGAAAAAUCUUGGAUUCUUGCGAGCGAAUUCGGGUGAUCGAUUCAUCUAUGGUGGACAAUAAAGUUCAAUUUUCUUGUUUGUCCUCUCGCUGUUGGUUCACUGAAUAGCGAAAUUGUAGUAAAAGUAUAUCAGAUCGUCCUGAGUCAUCUUCUUCAGAAUAUGCCCUAUCUGAGGCUUUGGACUAGUGGAUCACAUGGUAAAAACAAAGAACUGGUAGAACGCUUGCAGCUGUAUGGAAUUAUCAAGUCAAAGAAAGUGGCAGAAGUAAUGGAGGCAAUUGACAGGGGGGUUUUCGUACCACCUGGCAGUGCACCUUAUGUUGAUUCUCCUGUGCCAAUAGGUUAUAAUGCAACUAUUUCUGCUCCUCAUAUGCAUGCAGCUUGUCUAGAGCUUUUGGAGGAGCAUCUGCAGCCAGGAAUGAAAGCUCUGGAUGUUGGAUCAGGGACUGGCUACUUAACAGCAUGCUUUGUGAUGAUGGUUGGACCACAAGGUCGUGCUGUAGGGGUUGAACACAUUCCUGAACUAGUUGAUUUUUCAAUCAACAACAUCAAGAAUAGUGCAGCAUCAACACUUUUGAAGGAAGGUUCAUUGUCUGUCCACGUUACCGAUGGAAGACUAGGGUGGCCGGAUCUGGCACCCUAUGAUGUCAUUCAUGUCGGGGCUGCUGCCCCUGAGAUCCCUCAGCCGCUGAUCGAUCAAUUGAAACCUGGUGGCCGAAUGGUGAUCCCGGUAGGAACCAUUUUCCAGGAUCUGCAGGUGGUUGACAAGAAGAUGGACGGCUCAGUGAGUAUCCGAAGUGAAACACCUGUACGCUAUGUUCCGCUGACAAGUAAAGCAGCACAACUGCACAACAACUGACUUGCUGGUUGCGAAGUAAAUAUGAUUUUGACGAAAGGAUCCUGGUGAUGAGCCAUUUACAUAGCUUAUAAAGCCUCGAGUGGGGGACUCGGUCAAAAUCAAAAGGAACUCAUGUUAAUGUGAGGUUGAUAAAUGCGUAUAAUAAUAUGUGUAUUCCGCAGAUUGUGCUUCUCUUAUUAGAUACUCAUGGCACCGCAUGAGUUUUGUGAUUCUCCUCCGUAGAUAGAAUUGGCUGCUUGUUCUA